AAAUAUACACACGCCUGAAAACAAAAAUAAAAUAAAUAACUUUUACAACCAAAGAAAAGCUUACACGUGUGUUUACCACUUACCACUUUCCUUUCUUCCUCAAACACAAACGCCUCUCUCUCUCUUCUCUCUCUCCCGAACACCCUGUAAAUGCUCCACGAUCCCACAAGACGUGUCUCUCUAAUCUUUUCCUCAUCAAUUCUCAGAUUAUUUUCCAUAUUGUUAAAUAUUUCAGCUUAAUUUAUACUAACUUCUUUUUUUUCUGAUUUUGUGAAUCAUCAUCAACAGAGGAAACUGAGAAAUGCAUGCCUAAAAGCUUCUCUGAGACUUAGGGUUUUUCAUUGUUUAACGAAACUCUGUAGAAGAAAAAAAUCUGACUCUUUUAAAGCUUUUAGAAUUUAAAACGACCAAGUUCGGAAUAUUCGUUUCUUCUUCUUCUACUUUCGUCUCUUCCUCUUCCCUUCUUCAAAAGGGUUUUAUUCCAUCAGAAAACCCUUUUCGAAAGGAAGAAAAAGGUUCAAUUUUUAGAGAAACCCAAAAAAGGCAGAGACAGAGAAAUCACCAAAUUCAUGAAACAGGUGUUUACAUUGGAAACAGAGGAGAAAAUCUACAAAAUUCUCCGUAAAUCUUUUAUCUUUUCCAAAUUGAAAGAUUCGAUGAACAGAUCGUGUCUCUGUAGUGUCUUAAUCGCCACUGCUCUGAUUUGUGGUGCUUACUUCAUUGGCAAUGCUUAUCUAGCUAAAGAAUUUAAAGAGAAAUUGCAACGAUGGGAAAUCACUGAUAAAAUGCAUAACGUCACUGAUAAAAUGCAUAACAUCACUGAUAAGUUGCAGAAAGCAACAUCCGGUACAUGCGAGAAUCUCAAUAAGCCAUUUGGUGCUGAAUCAUUACCGCAAGGAAUUAUCGCCAAAACAUCAAACUUGGAAACGCAGCAUCUAUGGAACUACGAUGACACAAAGAAGGGGAAUCCGAAUCGUGCUAUGAGUUUGCUAGCCAUGGCUGUUGGAAUCAAGCAGAAGGAGCUAGUCAACAAAGUCAUCGUAAAGUUUCCUCCUCAAGAUUUCGUGGUCAUGCUUUUUCAUUACGAUGGUGUUGUCGACGAUUGGAAACAGUGGUUCGCUAAACGAUUCUUGCACCCUGAUAUCGUUGGAGAGUAUGAGUAUAUUUUUCUGUGGGACGAAGAUCUUGGUGUAGCUCAUUUCAAUUCUCAACGAUACCUAUCUAUCGUCAGAGAAGAAGGUCUUCAGAUAUCGCAACCGGCUCUCGACACUACGAAAUCGGAGGUGCAUCAUCCUAUAACUGCUCGUCGCAAGAAGUCGAAAGUUCAUAGGCGAAUGUAUAAAAACAAAGGUACCGGGCGAUGCGAUGACCAUAGCACCAAUCCUCCCUGCAUCGGGUGGGUAGAGAUGAUGGCUCCAGUUUUCUCUAGAGCAGCAUGGAGAUGUUCUUGGUACAUGAUUCAGAACGAUUUGAUCCAUGCUUGGGGUUUGGAUAUGCAGCUUGGUUAUUGUGCGCAAGGUGAUCGGAAGGAAAAUGUAGGUGUUGUUGAUGCGGAGUACAUAGUUCAUUACGGUCUUCCCACACUUGGUGUGGUUGAAGCCGCGAGGAAUGAGACAAACCAGAAAUCACAUGUUUCAAAGGAAUCAUCAGAGUCUCGUGAAGUGGAUAAUAGACCAGAAGUGAGGAUGAAAUCGUUUGUAGAGAUGAAGAGAUUCAAGGAACGUUGGAAGAAAGCUGUGAAGGAUGAUAGAUGUUGGGUCGAUCCGUAUUGAAAACCUACAAGUGGUCUAAGUAAACCGAACCAAACCGGGUUUACCUUCACAAAAUAGAGUUGAGUGUCUUGUUGAAUAUGGUUUUGUGGUUUAAUGUUUACCAUUAUUUUGGUACAUAGAUUUUGUUUUACUGGGAAAAGGUUCAGUGUAGUGUUCUGUGGUGGACCACAUAUAGUAGAUUUAUUUUUUGUAAUAUUAUAUUAUUAUACUUUUUUAAUACUGGUAAAUUAUUUGAUGGUUAUAAAUAGAGAAAUUUAAUCCAGUUUCAUUCCCCCCU
Molecule: messenger RNA, 2049 nt
Organism: Thlaspi arvense
Lineage: Eukaryota; Viridiplantae; Streptophyta; Magnoliopsida; Brassicales; Brassicaceae
Source: the annotation of a GenBank genome assembly